UAUUAUUACUCUUGAAAAUAUUUUGCUUAGCGUUACUCUUUAUCCUCUUCCCCACGUGUACUGCCCUAUUGUUCUGGUUCUUCCCCGAGCGUCUAACGAGAACCAGAUCUUUGACCAAAAUUUUGUUUGAAGCUCAAAUUCGACAGUUGACAGAGUAAGUGUGUGAAGAUGAAGCUACUUGGAUGGUGGUUGAUGCUGGUGGGUUUACUUCGUUUAGCAUCGGUAUGGUUCGGAUUCUUCAACAUUUGGGCUCUUCGCAUUGCCGUUUUCUCCCAAACCACAAUGACUGAAAUUCAUGGACGGACAUUUGGAGUUUGGACAUUGUUGACUUGCACUCUAUGCUUUCUGUGUGCAUUCAACCUUGACAACAAGCCUCUGUAUUUGGCAACCUUUUUAUCCUUCAUAUACGCUUUUGGCCAUUUCUUGACGGAGUACCUCAUUUACCACACUAUGGCUAUUGGAAAUCUGACAACUGUUGGCAUUUUUGCGGGCACAUCUAUAAUAUGGAUGUUGUUGCAGUGGAAUUCACAUCAACCAGUCAAGAGUAAGCAUUUGUAAAAGUGAACUUGAGAGUUGGCUACCACAAUUCUUCCUUGAAGCAGAAGAGUGCAUCAAUUUUCUUGCAAUCCUUUGUAUUCUUGCUUCCAAUUAUACUGUAAUGGGUGCAUCAGUAAGCACUUACUAGUUAAGCUUAUAAAGAAUCUCACUGUCUUGGCUUAAGCUAACUGAAUCAGCAUAUGAGUAUGCACCUCUAUCCAAAUUAUACUGUUUUGCCUAUUAACUCUUUCUGACUGGCCUCUGAAGUAUUGUAAACCAUGUAACAAUUCCUUUAUCUGCUGCAAUCAUUGUGCAAUGGAAUUUUCAGAUAUUUCUCGAA
Messenger RNA from Olea europaea var. sylvestris, 877 nucleotides. RefSeq names its product ergosterol biosynthetic protein 28-like. Gene Ontology annotation, cellular component: endoplasmic reticulum; membrane. The coding region runs from base 169 to 558 and encodes 129 amino acids. The transcript is spliced from 3 exons. The record is from RefSeq and is a predicted model, not a curated record. NCBI's taxonomy places the organism in Eukaryota, Viridiplantae, Streptophyta, Magnoliopsida, Lamiales, Oleaceae. Gene Ontology annotation, molecular function: protein-macromolecule adaptor activity.